UUGCUCAGCAGCAGGAAAGAGAAGCAGGCAGAACUCAGCGAAAGCGCCGCGCCUGCCUGCCACACACGUGUGCGUAAAGGCGGCCAUGGUCACCGUGCAGCUGUUGGCAAAGCAGGCCACUUAAAGAGGCGGGUGCGGACACGACGCUUCCCCUGCUGGCUGCGCUGAGCGGGACGGGACGGCCGCCGCGCCUUCCUCGCUCCCCGCGACUUCCUGCCCGCCUCUUCUAGCCAGAGAGCCCGAGCAGCCAAGAUAGUCCUGCCCCCUCUUCCUUCCCCGCCCCAGCCCAGCCCGCAGAGGCGGCCGGGCUCUUCCUGCAGCAGCAGCCGCGUUCGCGAGCAGGGAGUCCCCGGCUCCAGGCAGGGCGGCGUCAGCUGAGGGGCCACCAUGGGGCUGCCGGAGCCCCUGAGCUUGGCGCAGCUGAAGCGCCUGGAGCAGCACCGCUACAGCGCGUCCGGACGCUCGCUGCUGGAGCCGCCGCUGCAGCUCUACUGGGCCUGGCUGGUGGAGUGCACGCCGACCUGGCUGGCCCCCAACGCCAUCACCCUCGGAGGCCUCGUCGUCAACCUGCUCCCCAUCCUGCUGCUCAUCGCCUGCUGCCCAAGCGCCACUGAGGAGGCUUCUCCUUGGAUAUUGCUCUCAUGUGCCUUAGGACUCUUUAUUUACCAGUCAUUGGAUGCUAUUGAUGGGAAGCAAGCAAGAAGAACCAAUAGCAGUUCUCCUUUGGGAGAACUCUUUGACCAUGGCUGUGACUCUAUUUCCACAGUUUUCAUUGGUAUUGGAGCCUGCAUAGCAGUACGGCUGGGAACUAAUCCAGACUGGCUGUUUUUUUGUUCCUUUAUUGGAAUGUUCCUGUUCUAUUGUGCUCACUGGCAAACCUAUGUAUCGGGCAUGCUAAGGUUUAGCAAAGUUGAUGUAACUGAAGUACAGAUAGCCAUAAUGAUACUAUUUUUGUUAUCUGCAUUUGGUGGAACGACAAUGUGGGACUCUAAGAUUCCUGUUCUGGACCUAAAACUGAAGAUGAUUCCUGUUGCUGGAAUAGUGUGUGGAGCAAUAUUUUCUAGUUACCAUUAUUUCAGAGUAAUCUUUGGAGGAGGAGUGGGGAAGAAUGGAUCUACAAUAGCAGGGACGAGUGUGUUGUCACCAGGCCUCCAUAUAGGAUUAAUUAUUACUUUGGCAGUAAUGAUCUAUAAGAAGUCCACAACACAGCUAUUUGAAAAACACCCUUGCCUCUAUGCCUUGACAUUUGGAUUUGUGAGUGCUAAGAUCACACAAAAAUUAGUGAUAGCACACAUGACAAAAAGUGAAAUAUUCCUACAAGAUACUGCAUUUAUUGGGCCAGGCCUUCUGUUCCUAGACCAGUACUUCAACAGUUUUAUUGAUGAAUACAUCGUUCUGUGGAUAGCCCUGUUCAUAUCCUUGCUUGAUUUAUUGAGAUAUUCUACUGGGGUAUGCCUGCAGAUUGCUGAUCAUCUUCACAUACAGAUCUUCAGAAUCUCAUCUCACCAAGCAUCUUAUCAAGCUCCUGAACAGGUACAAGUUGUUUCUCCACUGAGCCAUCAGAAUAACAUGGACUGAAGAGACUUGCGAACGGUUGCCAUCUCUUGCUGUUGCUGUUAGAAGGGGAAAAAAAUACUGAUCAAAUGCAACGUUUUGUACAAUAGUGUGUUUGACUCACUGAAUAAUGAAUGGUGAAUGUUUUUUUCUAUUUAAAUGUUCUAUUUUAAAUGUAUAAUUGAAGCUUUCAUAAACCAGUGUUAAGACUUA
Molecule: messenger RNA, 1767 nt
Organism: Hemicordylus capensis (graceful crag lizard)
Lineage: Eukaryota; Metazoa; Chordata; Lepidosauria; Squamata; Cordylidae
Gene: CHPT1
Product: choline phosphotransferase 1
Exons: 9
Coding region: 388-1578 (396 amino acids)
Biological process (GO): phosphatidylethanolamine biosynthetic process
Cellular component (GO): Golgi apparatus; endoplasmic reticulum membrane
Molecular function (GO): ethanolaminephosphotransferase activity; diacylglycerol cholinephosphotransferase activity
Source: RefSeq, a predicted model, not a curated record